Penaeus indicus is the source of this 2500-nucleotide messenger RNA. RefSeq lists its product as uncharacterized. Lineage: Eukaryota; Metazoa; Arthropoda; Malacostraca; Decapoda; Penaeidae. The coding region runs from base 316 to 2376 and encodes 686 amino acids. The transcript has 2 exons. The record is from RefSeq and is a predicted model, not a curated record.
GACAGGAUGCUAAAAGCGACGGAGCCACUCCCAUUUGUCCGUCGCAUCCUGAAGACUUCUACUUCUCUCGUCCUUCAGAAACGAAAAGACUUCGAGACAGAAAAGUAGUUCUUUUCUGGACAAGUUUCUUUUUCUCUCGUUUUUUUUCUUACGCAAUGAUUAGAAUAAGUGCGUGUCCAUAGCUCUUGUGAGAAAACAGAGAUAGAAGGUGAUCAUGCGAGGGCUUGUGUACUUUGUUCGUGAACUUGAUUGACAUAGUCUUGUCUCUGUUAUUUUUUUUUUUUCUCAAGAUUUGGUUUAAAUUUCCAUGACAUUAUGCUUCUCACCGGUAUAUUCUUCAUAAUGUUGAGUCAGACUAGUGACGGAGGGAAAGUGUCUCUGACUGACUCGGAGGUUGAUCGAAUUUUUUUUACCUGGAACCAGAAAGUUAAUGUUCGCGGGAACCUCAGAGCUCGUUCGGCUGCUCAACACACAAAACUCGAGGACGAAGAGAAAGCGCAAAGUUUCCGUCUGUUCGAAGGCAGUGGCUAUGGCAGUAGUGUCAGUGACGAUGACGAAGAAAGUGGCUUUACUAUAGCACGGCGUGAAAGCAGUGGGAAUAUUUUUAACAAAGCUCAUGACCUGGACACAUGCAGGAUUCCGGACAAGGACGACCCGGGGAAAAUGGUGUGCAAUUUUACCAAUAUUCUGCAGAUUCCCAAUCGCCUGCCUCAAAGUCUGUACAGGCGAGUGAGCCUUACUGAACUGCACAUAUACGGAACGAGGAAACUUCACUUCAGAACUCUGUGCUUAGAGGAGCUUCAGUUCAUUAAUUGCCGAGGCGUAGAUGCGAUCGACUACCGUUCUGCUGGGACGUGCGGAAUCCCGUUGGACUCCCUGCAACUUUCGAAUUCUCGAGUCGAUGCCAUCCUGGGGAAUUUCAACAAAGUUAUAGUCAACAACAGUAUAGUUGGCAACCUCGAAUUGUCUCUGGCUUCGAAAUCCAGGUACAUCCUUGUUAAUGCUUCGGACAUAAAUACCUUGCGGGGAAUUACGACUGGCCCGACCAAUUAUUUCUGGAUAUCAAAGGCGCGGGUUAGAACAACUCUCCGAGGUGGGCUGACCCUAAACAGUUCCUACUUCCGCACCCGCCCCAGCCACAUCGAAGUAACCAACUUCGUGUCAAUCAAAUCCGGCGGCAUUCAGGUUCGAUCUGGAAGACUCUUGAUGCUGAAUGCUACCAUAGGUCACCUGGGGGAUGGAGGAGUCGAGAUCCUGGCGCCGGCAGAUGUCAGGAUGGUAGACGUUAAGAUCAAGAACUCCUCCUUCGAGGGGAUCAGCCUCAGGGGCCUGGGCGCGAUGCUGCACAUGCAGAACCUCGAACUCAACGGCGUCGUUCUGUCCGCGCGAUUCGCCAGCAAGUCCUCGGAACCCUUCGUUUUCUAUCCGAUGCGGCUCUUUCUUCACCAGGCGAGUCUCUUAGACGCAGCAGUUACCAAGGUGCUUUGCGCGCUUGCAUUUACUUCCGGCGUCCUUGCAGGAGCGCUGGCGACUUACUGCUGUUGCUUGAGGAAAAAAGAGACCACCAAAAUACAUAUCACCGAACCUCCCCAGAACAGAUCUCAAAGUGUGGAAGAUACAGCUAGAGGAGGAGGGGGAAGAGGAAGGGGCGCAGAGACAAGUGGCACCGCAGCAUUCCGCAGCCCCCAAGUACUCCGGUCUGAGGUCGAGCAGGAACCGAUAUAUGGGAACAUCACACAGCCGCUCAGCCAGGCCAGGAAUAGAGAGUCAUUUGCCAUGAAUAUAAAUAAAGAACCACUCUAUCAAGACACAUAUAACGAAGCCCUCUACCAGGACACAAGCAGAGAACCAUUCUUCCACGGAAAACAACUCAACAAGGACACAGGGAUAGAACCCCUCUACCAGGAUACAAGCAAUGAACCAGUCUACCAGGACACAGGCAAGGAACCACUCUACCAGGAUGUAAGCACAGAAUUAGGCAUCCAGAGCAAAGCUAAAGAACCAUUGUACCAGGACACAGAUAGAACACCUAACUACCAGGACACAGGCAGAACACCAGUCUACAGAGACGCACCUACACCACCAAUCUACCAGGACACAGGCAGAACACCAGUCUACCGAGACGCACCUACACCACCAAUCUACCAGGACACAGUUACAACACCAAUCGGGGUUGUAAAAACAUACCCUCAGACUUUAGGCGAACAGGACGGAUCAGCUAAUGAAGAACCCAUCUAUGGUAACGUUGAACAGGAGCCGAUCUAUGGAAAUAUAGGAACAGAUACCCAUUCAGGACCUUCGGCUUGUGAAGAUGAGUACGACGAGGCGAUAUAUGCGAAUUACACCGUGGACGAAGAAAUUUACGCAAAUAUUUAAGAGACUGGCCUUUUCAUCGGAACUGCGGGAUGUGUAUUAGAUUAUAUGUUAUAAUUAUGUAUAACCGUAAUUCAACUUGUUUUAUAAGUUGUAAAUAUGUAUAAAAAUAAAUCAUAAGAAGAAA